UGCAAGUCUCCUUGCAUUUUGUCUCUAGAUAGUGCACGAUCUGUGCUCAGGUAAAGAGUUACUAUGCGAUUCUCUGUGACAGGAGACUCUGGGAAAGGUUCAGGUUUUGGAAAUGUGAGUACACGGACAGGAGUGGGCUCUACAAUCCCUUCUCUGUCUUCUACAAUCUUGCCUAAUACUAGCAGUACAUCCUCCAACUCAUCUGAUCUGCUGUCCAGGGAUGAGGAGCUGGCUAAGGUUGAAAUAGCUGUGUUAGCCAUUAUAUUUGUGGCUGCUGUACUGGGCAACUGUAGCGUCCUGCUCGGUCUCUACAAGUCUAAGAAGAAGAUGUCAAGGAUGCACUUAUUCAUCAAGCACCUGAGCUUGGCAGAUCUAGUGGUGGCUUUCUUCCAGGUACUUCCACAAUUGUGUUGGGAGGUCACCUACCGCUUCUAUGGUCCUGACUUCUUGUGCCGAGUUAUUAAACACCUUCAAGUAUUUGGGAUGUUUGCCUCAGCUUAUAUGCUGGUGGUGAUGACCGCUGACCGCUACAUCGCUAUAUGCCACCCGCUGAAAACACUUCAACAGCCCACAAAGAGAUCCUACCUGAUGAUCAGUGGGGCAUGGAUCCUCAGCUUUAUUCUCAGUACUCCUCAAUAUGGGAUCUUUUAUCUGAAAGAGCUGGGAGAUGGAGUGUAUGACUGCUGGGCUGACUUCGUCUUGAAGGAUGGAGCAAAAGCUUAUAUCACCUGGAUUACUAUUAGUAUCUUUGUGGUACCAGUGACUAUCCUGUUGACCUGCUAUGGCUUUAUCUGCUACAAUAUCUGGAAGAACAUAAAGUGCAAGACCAAGAAAGAAGAGACAGAAGGCAGGAAGGGUAACAAUGGGUUACUGUCCACAUCUGUAAGCAGUGUGAGGACAAUCUCCAGAGCCAAGAUCAGGACUGUAAAAAUGACCUUUGUGAUUGUAUCAGCUUAUAUCAUUUGUUAUAGUCCAUUCUUUGCCAUCCAGCUGUGGUCUGUAUAUGCAGAGGACACCAACUGGACUGAAAAUGAAAACAUGGCUAUCACUGUGUCUGCCUUGUUAGCCAGCCUAAACAGCUGCUGCAACCCAUGGAUAUAUAUGUUCUUCAGUGGACACCUACUACAAGAUUUCAUCAUUAGUAUUCUAUGCUGCAGUAGAUUGAAGAAAAAUAUGAACAAAGAAGAUUCUGACAGCAGCACGAGAAGACAAACCUCCUUUACCAGGAUCCAGUCAAGAAGUCCAACCCAUAGUAUGGACACCUGGAAAGAAUCUCCAAAGUCCUCAAGAUCUAUUAAAUUCUUGUCCAUACAAACCCGAAAUUAGAAAACAGUAUCUGCCAAUGUAAGGCAGUCUAGCUUACUGCCGACAAAAUGAUGCACUUAAGGUACACAAAAUUCUGAACAAUGUGAUGAAUAUGGACAAACACACUUUAUAUAAUGUGUAAGUUAUUAUUUCCUGUACUGUAUGUACUGUGUGUACACCCUGCGUGUUCUUAUUAUGGAAAAACUCUCCAGCUAUCAGUAAAUGUUAGUUGUAUUGCACUGUAAAAUUAGAGUUGCACUUGAUCAGCACAUUUCUAUUUCACUUAGUACAAAGUGAAUAAAAGGAAUUUUCCAAAGAUUGGAAAAAGGGAGAAAAAAAAGGGUUGCUUGUUUUUGCUAAAAUAGCACUCUGGUUAGCGAUUUGUCUGACUAUUUUUUGGGAAAACAGCAAACUCCUUUUUACUAAUCUCAGCCCUAUUAAAGAGGACCUAUCAGUUAUCCUGACCAGUCUGCUUAAAGAGGUACUCCACCCCAAGACAUCUUAUCCUAUAUAUCCAAAGGAUAGGGGAAAAGAUGUCUGAUCGUGGGGUCCCACCACUGGGAACCCGCCCGAUCUCUGCUGUGGCACCGCAGUCAUCCGGUGCACGGAGCAAACUUCACUCUGUGCCUGAUUACUAGUGAUGUGGCGGUGACGUCACAGCAAUGCCCCACCUCGUGACGUCACGCCCUUCCCCUCAAUGCAAGUCUACAGCCAUCACACCCCCUCCCAUAGACUUGCAUUGAGGGGGCGUGGUAAUGACAUGAUGAGGAUUUGUGACCGGGACGUCACGAGCCUCCGGUGCCGCAGCCGGCAUUCUUAACAAACACUGGGUGCUGCAGGGAGAUCGUGGGGAGUCCCAGCGGCGGGACCCCCACGAUCAGACAUCUUAUCCCCUAUCCUUUGAAUAGGGGAUAAGAUGGCUAGGGGUGGAGUACCCCUUUAAGUACAUUCUUAUAUUCUCCAUAAAAUACCAAUCCUGGAGCAUAUUUUUUUGUAACUCCAGUUUGUGCUGACAGUACCAGACUAUACAGUGAAACAGAAAAUAAACUGAAUAGUCAAUCAGAACAAAGAUUAGGUCUCCCAGUAAAUAAUACAAAAAUAUAGACCAAUCGGGAACCUCGAAAAUAUAACUUUUAUUCUACUUCAAAAAGAAAUAAAAAAUUCCAAAUAGUGAAAAAUUGUAUACGUAAUUGUAUUGUAAAUGGUAUACGGCUAUUUUUUGUGAAAUGUUGGCAGCAGACUUUUAAUAUUUUUUGAUACCUUUUUCACUAUUUGGAAUUUUUUAUUUAAUUUUGAAGUAGAAUAAAAGUUAUAUUUUAGAGGUUCCCCAUUGGUCUAUACUUUUGUAUACAGUGAAACAGCCCUAUGGCAUGGUGAAUGGCAACACCCAGUUGUCAAUUUUUUCCUAAAACAAACAUCAGGAAUGCUGACAGGUCCCAUGUAAGGCAAAUCUGAUUGAGUACAUCUCUAGGGUAAAUAAAUGUCAGUAUGGUAUCAACAUGAACCGUAUUUCUUAGUUUUUGUAAUGGAGUAUUUAUUGUAAACUACUCAAUGUUUAUCCUAAAAAAUACAACGGUUUUGUAUUGUUAACUGUUCUCCUUUGGUAUUCAAGGUCUUUAUGUUGGUUCUCCAAUUCAUUUAAAGAGUUUUUUGGUUUUAGGUUAAUUAAAGGGGUAUUCCAGGAUUUUUUUAUUUGACUAUGCUACAGGGGCUGUAAAGUUAUUGUAGUACAUAAUAUAGUGUCUGUACCUGUGUGUGACGGUUUUCUCACAAUUCUUUUGGGAUUGUCACACCAAUAUUUAUUUUUAACAGCAUACAAAAUGACUGUUGUCUCAGAUUUUUCCCAGCUUGCAAUGCAGCCGAGACCUGACUCACUAGUCAGCUGAUGACAGGGAGCCUGUCUGCUUCAAUGGGUGGAGGGAUCAAUCUGCAACUAAUGCAACUAAUGUAGGCACCCUGAUUACCACUCUUGCCACUUGAAAACGCUGUGGAGACGGCGAAACAUGUGGAGGCGGGCAAUUGAGUGUGUUUUUUAACAUAACAGAAUGGAUACAGGCAUAAGGGCACUGCAGGGCCAUUAUACAUGGAUACAUGGAAUGUUAACUACGUUCAUGAAUACAGCUUAUAGUAUCCGCUCUGUAUUAUUUUAAUCCUUGUUAGGGGUUUACAUUUUAACAAGAUAUAAUAAAGGUUAUUUUUUAAGGGUUGGUUCUAAAAGUUUUUUUUUUACCCUGGGCUUUUGCCUUGGAGUUUGGUUAUUCACCCUGAUUGAGAACCACAGGUCUUUUGUUUGGUGGGGUGGCUGAUGUAUGGGCUGAUGAAAUACCAGUUCAUAAAAAGCUAGCCACAGUGUUAUAGUAAUCUCACAACAUAGCCAUUUAGCCCCACAACAAGCGCAGAUCCUUAAUAAGCAGGUCCAUUACUGUCUGCCAGGUACAUACUAAAAUCACCUUAUGGUGGAUAACCCCUUUAAGUUUCAUCCCUAUAAUUGUCCUAUAGUAUUCUAAAAUGAUGUGUAGUUUUUUUCCCAUUAUUUCCAAAAUAUUUAAUGCCUGGCAGUGAAUCCAAUCAGAUGCUGCAAACCUAUUUAUUUCUGGUCUCAUUUUUAGCUGAGAGUUGGACAUAUUUAUAUACAGUCUAGGCAAUGCUCUGUGAGGUAAAUAUAUCAUCAGUCUGGUAGUUUGUUAAGAUUUAUCAGCAUGGAAUCCAGGCUGAGUAGUUCAUAGAGCACUGCCUAGGUUGGAUACAAUUUACUGAGAGCAGAAAUUACUAUGUCAGAGUUUCCUAUCACAAAGUAUAAACACUAAUGUUCUCCUUCACCUACACCAAGUAAAUAUAUUCAAAAUAUAUUUAAAGUUGUAGAACUUUUCAUUUGUACGGUGGCUAUUCAGAUAAAGCUAGACCCCCCCCCCCCCCCAUUUAACUUAUAUUGGAAUUUUAAACCCUACUAUUGUGUCUCAGACUAAGCAUUAUAGGGGUAUUCCUAUCUCAUAAAAUGAUGGAAUACCACUUAUUUGUGUAUGUGUAUAACCCCUGGGAACACCACUGAUCCUGAUAAGAGCCCCUGAUUCACUUUUUUGGAUUUUUACUCCAGUUCCCUGCACAGAGGGUUGUCAUGUCACUCUGUGAAGACAAUAGCCCUGUUUCAGCAUGCGGCACCUUCAUUCCCAGGAUUAUCUGCCACCGAUCAUGAAAUAAUAGAAUAUCCUAGUGAUAUGUCAUCAUUUUAUUACAUGGUAAUACCUCCAACAGCUUUAAUAAAUAGAGAUGUUAUUUCUUAGUUUUUCUAACGCAUGACAUUGCCAAUAUAGAACAAAUAAGCAACCCUUAGGAGAACAGCCUGCUGUACUGCGAGUCCUGUAUGAUGACACAAACAUUCAGUGAAGCAGCUUGAUCUCUAACUGGCCAUUCAGUAGCCAAAAAUAGGUUACUCUAUUACCUGAUCCCAAGAGAAACUUGACACUAAUGGAGCACCCAGUGGAGUAAGAGCUUCUUGUGAUAUGUCUGCUAUUCAUACCUUACAUUCAAUGACUCCUCACUUACCACAAGCAGUAUCAUUAUUUCUAGAAUCUUAGGUAUAUAUAAAUUUAUGUAUCUUAAAGAAACCAUUUUACAGAACAUGAUUACAGCAUAAGAGAUAUGACAACAGUACGUAUCUAUGUUUUAUGCAUGUCAUAAAGUAUUGUAGCUCAUGUCAGAAAGUAUUGCCCAAUAUCGAAUCCUGGCCCUUACAAUGAUGCAGACACUAUCUACACACAUUUUGUUAUUCAUACUGAUCAAUACAUGCCUACUGCUUUAUCCGUGUCAGGCAUUUUGGUAGUGGUGGAAAAGUGUUCACCAAGCAUGUAGCCCAUAACCUCCUGCUGUGUGGCUUAACACUGAAGUCCUGAGCUAUUAUUUAUGUACUGACAAUUGACAUUAUUGAAUACAUAGCAAAGAGAUAGAACAGUGCUAUUUGGAUGUUUUAUAGUACUGAUGUAAAAUAUGAUAUUCAUAUGAUAUGAUACUGCAAUGGUCUAGCUUUGUCAUUUUUCAUUAAAUAAAUAUGUCUGCUUUGUCCACAUAAACCAAUCAAAGUUCAUCUUUCAUUUUACCAGAGCAAUUUGAGAAAUUAAAGCUGAGCUGUGAUUGGUUGCUUUGGGCAAGGCAGACACAUUUUUGCAGAUUGAUAAAUCUAGGCCAAUGUAUGUAAAACUACAAUGUAUUGACUCUUCCCAUUUUAUAUGUCUCGAGACCAUCACUCUAAGUUGUAUGUUUCUCAAGGUUAGGUACUACUGGCCUACAAUAUAGCUUGCUGUUAAAGGCAUGACAUGACAACUCUAUUGUGGGGGGAUUCUUUUACACAUUUUUUAUUGCUUCCUCAUGUACAAAUCGGUUCUGGACAGACAUGGUUCAAGAGACGCUGACAGUUCUAUGUGAUGCUCAGACAUGAGCAAAAAGCUGAUAGGAAUAUAAAACAAUUUCUUUCUGCCUUACAGUUGAUGCCUGAUUGCAAAUUAUAAAAUUAUGUUUAACUAAAUUCAUGCCACAUCCCUCCCUCACUCUUCCCUGCUUGGUUCACAGCAUCAAAUCAUGUACACCAAAUAUGCAAAGCAGGGAGGGGUGGGGGAGGGAGAAGGCAUGCAUGCUGGAACUCAGCACGGCCUCUCUCACACAUGGGCUUAGAAGGAGAACAUGGCUUAUAACUUUGCAAAUCAUCUAUGA
Molecule: messenger RNA, 6009 nt
Organism: Hyla sarda
Lineage: Eukaryota; Metazoa; Chordata; Amphibia; Anura; Hylidae
Gene: AVPR1A
Product: arginine vasopressin receptor 1A
Exons: 2
Coding region: 64-1326 (420 amino acids)
Biological process (GO): regulation of systemic arterial blood pressure by vasopressin; G protein-coupled receptor signaling pathway; positive regulation of vasoconstriction
Cellular component (GO): membrane
Molecular function (GO): vasopressin receptor activity; peptide binding
Source: RefSeq, a predicted model, not a curated record